ACCUGAGCCGAAGGCAAAGGCUUGACCCUCUGCGCCAUCCAGGUGCCCCUAGAUUUCCUUUAAAACUUACCUUAGACCGGCACGUUCGAGCCCAGUGCAGCAGGUGCAAUUCCCCUUUGGCGUUUUCAGGGUUGAUGCUUGGGGAUAGCCUUGGUCAGCGGAGUCCGAGCCGCCCCGUGUCCAGUUAAGGGCUCCAUCUGUGGGCUGUGUUGUGAGGGCUGGUGCUCCUUGGCCUCCAUGGUGGUGUCUCUGCGUGAGAUGGUGGCCCUGGGCCAUAGUCCGGGCCCAGCCCAGUCUGGCCUAAACCUGAGCCCAGGGAGGCUCCCGCACUGGGCCCUCCACUGAGGUGUGUCUGUGCACCAUCUUGUGAGUUCCCCUCUUGCUGGGAGUCCUUGCGUGGGCUGAUGGGCUCCUCCCCUCGAGAGGGAACCCCACUCAUCCUGCCCAGCCUCCUUUGUCUCUGUUGGUCGCCAGCCAGCCCUGUGGCAGGGUGUGUGUGUGUGUGUGUGUGUGUGUGUGUGUGUGUGCCUGUGCAAGGCUGUUGAGGUGGGGGAGGAUCGGGUGGGGGCAGGGACAGGAAGUGCCUGGGAGCUGGCAUGAGGGGCAGCCCACCCUGUUCAGAGAGGUGGGGGGGGUCUUGAGGCUGCCAUCCUCACUGCUUAGUUGGAAGGGGGAGGGGGAGGGGACGCGGCUGCGGAGGACUCAGGGUGGGGGGAGGAGGGCAUGGCUAGGGGUUCCAGAGAAUCUCUGUGGGUCCCCCCUUACGGGAGGGUGGUGCACAGUGCGCGGGACCUCGUGCGCAGGCCGCGCUGGAGGCGUGGAUGGCCCCCUCCGCCCGUGGAAGAGACUUGGGUUUCGUGCAGGGGAAGCUGUGGUCAGAUGCACCCGAGGACCCAGCAGGGCAGCGUCCAGCUUCGGCGUGAACAUCCCUGCACUUGGGUCCACUGCCUCACUAGGCAGUCUGCUCUUCUGUUCUCUUCGUUGUGCAGGGAAACAGGAGGCGUCCCGGGAAACCUGGGCCUGGAGGUUCACGAGUUAUGCUAAGGGGAACACCCUCGUCACUUCCACCGGGGUGAUGGCCCCAGAGGCCCUUCCACGUGCUCUUUCCCAUUCACCUCCCCAAAACCUACUGCCAUCGUUGGGUACCUUUGCACCCCUUACGGGUCUCUCACACGGGUGCCCCCUGAACGCUGUGCUCCGGUCUUGCGCGUUCCUGAACAUUCCCUGUUCUUCAUUAUUUCUGUCUGCGCUCCUUCCUUUUCCUCACAGCAGGCUGUUGAAGACCCAGGACGUGAAAGGGGCCUUACGUUGGGAACCCCUAGUGGGGUCCCCCGUGCUCUUGGCCGUCUGGCAGCUGGGGACGGAGGCCAGAUCACAUGUAGCUGACACCUUGGCCAGACUUGAGGUGCUGCCCUGCCGUUCCGGGGGGCUCGUGCUGUGUCUGCUGACGCCCGAGACCUAGCCACUGUGCGCCUCCCUGCUCUGUCCCAGGCAGUCCUUUGGGAGGACGCCGGAUGGUGGUCGGCCCGUCCCUUCCAUGGACGUGUUGGGAUGUUUGGACCGAGAGCCCCUUCCCUUCCUGAGCGGCUGCCCCGGGGCGCUUCAUGUGGAAGAGGCUGCUUGGCUCUUUCUUCCGGCGCCUAGUUUCCAAGUUAAUUUGUUCCUUAAUAUCAACUGAUGAGGUGCUUUUUUUUAAAUAAAAUUUUGAACUCACGGAUUUAACUGUUCUUGUGAAUUUUGGCCACGGCACUUUUUAUCCUUUUUGAAGCUCAGGCUGUCCCCCCUUUGGCUCAUGGCGUCUCUCCGCUGGGUGCCGAGUGUUCCCGACGUGGCCCUGGUGGUGUGCGCGCUUUGGGAGUCCUCGUCGAGUCCAGGUUGCCGUGGGCCUCGCCCAGUCGUGGGUUCGGCAGUUUUGCCGGGAAGCCUGGCUUCUUGUAGUGUGACAUGGUGCUCCCGGAGCACAGCCUGGAGGUGGGGGUGCGCUCGGCCACCGACAUCCGCAACUGUAAAAGUAAAGAAGCAGAAAUAAAGAGAAUAAACAAGGAACUGGCAAACAUUAGAUCAAAAUUUAAAGGCGACAAGGCUCUCGAUGGCUAUAGUAAAAAAAAAUACGUCUGCAAGUUGCUCUUCAUCUUUCUGCUGGGCCAUGACAUUGACUUUGGGCACAUGGAGGCCGUGAACCUGCUGAGCUCCAACAGAUACACGGAGAAGCAGAUCGGCUACCUCUUCAUCUCUGUGCUGGUGAACUCCAACAGCGAGCUCAUCCGGCUCAUCAACAACGCCAUCAAGAACGACCUGGCCAGUCGGAACCCCACCUUCAUGGGUCUGGCCCUGCACUGCAUUGCCAACGUGGGCAGCCGCGAGAUGGCCGAGGCCUUCGCUGGGGAGAUUCCGAAAAUCCUCGUAGCUGGAGAUACCAUGGACAGUGUGAAGCAGAGCGCCGCCCUGUGCUUGCUGCGUUUGUACCGAACGUCUCCUGAUCUCGUCCCCAUGGGAGACUGGACGUCCCGAGUGGUGCAUCUUCUCAACGACCAGCAUUUGGGUGUGGUGACCGCCGCCACCAGCCUCAUCACCACCUUGGCGCAGAAGAACCCCGAGGAGUUCAAGACGUCUGUCUCUCUGGCCGUCUCCAGAUUAAGCAGGAUCGUGACGUCUGCAUCCACAGACCUACAGGAUUAUACCUACUACUUUGUCCCGGCCCCCUGGCUAUCUGUGAAGCUCCUGCGGCUGCUGCAGUGCUACCCGCCCCCAGAAGACCCGGCAGUGCGAGGUCGCUUGACCGAGUGCCUAGAGACGGUUCUGAACAAAGCUCAGGAACCACCAAAGUCAAAAAAAGUGCAGCAUUCCAAUGCCAAGAACGCCGUGCUCUUCGAGGCGAUCAGCCUGAUCAUUCACCACGACAGUGAGCCGAACCUGCUCGUCCGCGCCUGUAACCAGCUGGGCCAGUUCCUGCAGCACCGGGAGACCAACCUGCGCUACCUGGCGCUGGAGAGCAUGUGCACGCUGGCCAGCUCCGAGUUCUCCCACGAGGCGGUCAAGACGCACAUCGAGACAGUCAUCAACGCUCUGAAGACGGAGCGGGACGUGAGUGUGCGACAGCGGGCCGUGGACCUCCUCUACGCCAUGUGUGACCGCAGCAACGCCCAGCAGAUCGUGGCCGAGAUGCUGAGCUACCUGGAGACGGCCGACUACUCCAUCCGAGAAGAGAUUGUGCUGAAGGUGGCCAUCCUGGCGGAGAAGUAUGCCGUGGACUACACGUGGUACGUGGACACCAUCCUGAACCUGAUCCGGAUUGCCGGUGACUACGUGAGCGAGGAGGUGUGGUACCGCGUCAUCCAGAUCGUCAUCAACCGGGACGAUGUGCAGGGCUACGCCGCCAAGACGGUGUUCGAGGCUCUUCAGGCCCCGGCGUGCCAUGAGAACCUGGUCAAAGUCGGGGGCUACAUCCUGGGGGAGUUCGGAAACUUGAUAGCCGGCGACCCAAGAUCCAGCCCCUUGAUCCAGUUCAACCUGCUUCACUCCAAGUUCCACCUGUGCAGCGUCCCCACCAGGGCGCUGCUCUUGUCCACCUACAUCAAGUUCGUGAACCUCUUCCCGGAGGUGAAGGCCACCAUUCAGGACGUGCUGCGCAGCGAUAGCCAGCUGAGGAACGCGGACGUGGAGCUGCAGCAGCGGGCCGUGGAGUACCUGAGGCUCAGCACGGUCGCCAGCACUGACAUCCUGGCCACCGUCCUGGAGGAGAUGCCGCCGUUUCCGGAGCGCGAGUCUUCCAUCCUGGCCAAGCUCAAGAAGAAGAAGGGCCCGAACACAGUGACGGACCUGGAGGAGGCCAAGCGGGAGAGGAGCGCGGAUGUCAACGGAGGCCCCGAGCCUGCGCCAGCCAGCGCCGCGGACUUACACACGGGUAGACUGAGAGCAUGUGCUGGCCGCUCGCGGACCCGGCUCUCAGCUCACGCCCCCUUUGGAAGGGGGACCCUGGCGUGUGAGGCCUCAGUUCUUUCUGGCCUCCUUUGUGGCAAAAGUGUUUUCAGAACUUUUUUUCCCGUUCAGUCCACGCCUUCUCCAUCGGCAGACCUCUUGGGUCUGGGGGCCGCACCCCCUGCCCCCGCAGGCCCCCCCCCCUCCUCCGGCGGGCUGCUCGUGGACGUGUUCUCAGACUCACCCUCCGCAGUCGCGCCCCUGGCUCCCGGCUCUGAAGACAACUUCGCCAGGUUUGUCUGUAAAAAUAAUGGUGUGCUGUUUGAAAACCAGCUGCUUCAGAUUGGACUGAAGUCUGAGUUCCGGCAGAAUUUGGGUCGCAUGUUUAUAUUUUACGGAAAUAAGACCUCCACGCAGUUCUUAAGUUUCACUCCAACGCUGAUCUGUUCGGACGACCUUCAGACCAAUCUGAGCUUGCAGACCAAGCCCGUGGACCCGACCGUGGACGGCGGCGCACAGGUGCAGCAGGUUGUGAACAUAGAGUGUGUGUCUGACUUCACGGAGGCCCCGGUCCUCAACAUCCAGUUCAGGUAUGGGGGAACCUUUCAGAAUGUGUCUGUUAAGCUGCCUAUCACACUCAACAAAUUUUUCCAGCCCACAGAAAUGGCUUCUCAGGAUUUCUUCCAGCGCUGGAAGCAGCUGAGCAGUCCCCAACAGGAAGUGCAGAACAUUUUCAAAGCAAAGCAUCCGAUGGACACAGAAAUCACCAAAGCCAAGAUCAUCGGGUUUGGUUCUGCGCUCCUUGAAGACGUUGACCCUAAUCCUGCGAAUUUCGUGGGGGCCGGCAUCAUACACACCAGAACCACCCAGAUCGGAUGCUUACUGCGUUUGGAGCCGAAUCUGCAAGCCCAGAUGUACCGGCUGACGCUGCGCACGAGUAAGGAGGCCGUCUCGCGGAGGCUGUGCGCGCUGCUGUCCGAGCAGUUUUGACCGGCGAGGACGGAGGACCGGGCUCGUGCGCGCUGCUGUCCGAGCAGUUUUGACCGGCGAGGACGGAGGACCGGGCUCGUGCGCGCCGCGCUGUCCUUCAUCUCCGCCCUUUGUCUUUGUUGUCUUGCCGCGAAUAAACGGGCCUGUCCCCGGUGCCUCC
This is a messenger RNA of Mustela erminea (ermine), 5068 nucleotides long. RefSeq names its product adaptor related protein complex 2 subunit alpha 2 (gene AP2A2). Gene Ontology annotation, cellular component: AP-2 adaptor complex; membrane coat. Bases 1945 to 4908 code for a protein of 987 amino acids. NCBI's taxonomy places the organism in Eukaryota, Metazoa, Chordata, Mammalia, Carnivora, Mustelidae. The record is from RefSeq and is a predicted model, not a curated record. Gene Ontology annotation, molecular function: clathrin-cargo adaptor activity. The transcript is spliced from 26 exons. Gene Ontology annotation, biological process: clathrin-dependent endocytosis; intracellular protein transport.